This is a messenger RNA of Trypanosoma rangeli, 1842 nucleotides long. RefSeq names its product alkyldihydroxyacetonephosphate synthase. The transcript has a single exon. The record is from RefSeq and is a predicted model, not a curated record. Gene Ontology annotation, biological process: lipid biosynthetic process. Bases 1 to 1842 code for a protein of 613 amino acids. Gene Ontology annotation, molecular function: FAD binding; alkylglycerone-phosphate synthase activity. NCBI's taxonomy places the organism in Eukaryota, Euglenozoa, Kinetoplastea, Trypanosomatida, Trypanosomatidae.
AUGCACGAGAGUCGCCAGGCUGACGCCUACGAGCAGAUCAAAUGGGACGGCUGGGGUUUUAAGGACGUCGCAUUAAGAUACGACGUGGAGAAAAACCUUGUCUUUCACUUGAACGGGAAACCCAUGCCGGGUCUCAUAAAGUUCAUUCAGCGGGAGAUUUGGCAUACGACUGAGGAUGCAAAACUGGUGAAGUCACCGGGUAUUUCAAUGGAGGAGGCUCUCAAGCGACUUCCCAAGCAGUGUAUUAACGAAGCAUUUCUUGAGGAGUUGCGGCAAACGCUCGUGAAGGACCAGGUUCGCCUGGACGGCGAAAGUCGUCUCACACACAUAUUCGGCAAGAACUACCGGGAUCUCUGGCGUGCCCGAAAUGGGAUGCUUGAUCGUGCACCCGACGCAAUUUGCUUCCCCAACAAUCACAAGGAUUGUGCGAAGAUUAUGGAGCUGGCUCAGAAGCAUAAUGUGGUUAUUGUUCCUUUUGGAGGUGGCACAAAUGUUACGGGUGGUGUUGAGCCAACACCUUUUGAGACAAAACGCAUGAUUGUUUCGGUUGACAUGCGUCGAAUGGGACGCAUGCUAUCUAUCGAUAAGGAGUCCGGGCUAGCUGUAUUUGAGGCAGGUGUUCUGGGCCCUGACAUGGAUGAGCAGCUCCGACCUCAUGGCUUCAUGUUUGGUCAUGACCCUGACAGCUACACUCACUCCACUCUUGGCGGGUGGGUUGGUGCACGCGGGAGUGGUGCCAUGUCGAAUAAGUACGGCGAUAUAGAGAACAUGGUUCUCGCAAUGAAGGUGGCAACUCCAAUUGGCGUCGUGGAAACUCCUGUGACUUCUCGACCCUGCGGGGUAGAUCUCAAUGCCAUGUUUACUGGCUCAGAGGGUGCGUUCGGAAUUAUCACGGAGCUCACAGUUAAGAUUGAGCCCAUUCCUGAAGUGAGGCAUUACGAGGGAUGGAUGUUCCCCUCCUUUGAAGCUGCCUUCUCCGCUUUUCACACAUGCACGCGAAAGGGGGUUCAUCCGUGCACAAUGCGCUUGUACGACGAGGACGACACACGUCUUAGCGUUGCCGCGAGUACAGACACUAGUCUGAUUGGCCCGCUUAUUAGCAGGGCUCUGAAGAAAUACCUGAGCGUAAUAAAGCAAUGGGAUCUCACGAAACUUUCCCUGGUUAUUAUUGGCUUUGAGGGAACCAAGUUUCAGACAGGCUGCCAACGAAGGGAGUUGUCAGGUAUCUUUAAAGCGUUUGGUGCAGUUUGUGUCGGCUCGAGCCCGGGGAAGUCUUGGAUGGAAAAAAAAUAUGACCUGCCUUAUCUUCGUGACUUGGCUCUCUCACACUCCCUUUGGGCAGAUGUGUUUGAGACCAGUGUUUUGUAUUCGGAUGCCAUUUCCUGCUGGCGCGCCGUGAAGGAGGCGUUUAAGAGCGUCAUGAAGGAAAGUGGAAGGAACGGUUGGAUUGGGUGCCACACCGCCCACCAGUACCGCUUUGGAUGCUGCCUCUACUUCACUUUUGCUGGUGAGCAGCACGACGAAAACGACAUGAAACACUUUUUAAAAAUCAAGCAGCGCGCCAUGGAGGCCAUGCUCCACCACACAGGGAACCUCUCCCAUCACCACGGGAUCGGCUACGAACACGUUCCGUGGAUGCAGCAGUAUAACGGCAGGAUUGGCUUGGAAGCGAUUAUGCGAUUUAAGAAAUCACUUGACCCCAAGAACAUCUGCAACCCCGGAAAGCUUCUCCCGUCUCCGCCGGCGGAAGGUGAGAGGUUGGAGGCAGUCGAGGCUCGCCAGCGCCGUGAGAUGAUGUUUGACAAGAUGGGGGUCCCGGGCGCGGUUCAGGCGCACCUGUGA